AUGUCAUUACCACACUUUCCAUUCUCCACAAUUACAUAUUUAACCCUACUUUUUGCCUACACUUUAGUUGUGUUAGUUUCGUUAACGGUAGAGUUUCGGAUCAGGCUAACGCAUGUAGAUCGUGGUAAGAACCUCAGCAAAAUCGUGCUCUUACGGCAUGCGCUAGACCGCGACCAGAAGAGGCUGGGAUGGCUUAAAGCUGCAACCUCGAAAAGUCCCGGCAAAAUCGAUUUUUCCAUCUACACAUGGCCCGAAUAUCUAUACGGCGACUAUUUAACAAAUCUAUCCAUCGGGACUCCACCUCAACGCGUCCCGACCAUUAUAUCCACCGGCACCGACCUCACGUGGAUCCAAUGCACGUCGUGCAUAAGAAAGUGCCCUCGAAAUUCAUCCGGCCUCUUCAACACGAAAAAGUCCAUGUCCUACUAUCCAUCGAAAUGCCCAAUCAAGGGACGGCCGCACAACAAGUGCAAGUACAAUUUGACAUACUCUGACGGUAGCUGGUCCAACGGGGAGCUUGCCAUCGAGACCUUUCAUUUCGAGGCGGGAUCAUCCUUGACUCGUAAGCUCUUGUUCGGCUGUGGGUUCAACAUCAGUCGGGACCUCUUCAACGGCUCGGGGGUACUGGGCCUGGGACCGACGAACCGUUCUGUUGUCUCGCAACUCGGCGUGACUGAAUUCUCCUACUGCAUGCCGCCGGCCGGCACCGUAGGGGAGGGCGUGCUCGAGUUGGGGACAGGGGCCGCCCAGACACCUCCUUGCGCCCCAACGACCCGACUCAUUAUGAACACGUCGACUGACCUGUCUGACUCGUUCUACUGGAUCCCGCUCGAGGGGGUCAAGGUGGGAUGGGCAGCCCCAACACCUGUCGACAAGUUGGGGCCAACGAUCAUCAGCACGGGGACCACGCUAACGCACCUCGAGAAGGGUGCGUUCCAGGACGUCAAGCGAAACUUUGCGCGGCACAUCAAGCUCCGUCGAGCCAACGCGAGCAAAAUCGACCCGACUCUCGAGCUCUGCUUCGACGUCCGGGGCAAAAAGAACAUAAACGUCCCGAAGCUUGUGCUGAUUUUCGACGGGGCCAAAGUGGAGUUACCGAAGGAGAGCUACUUCGUUGUGGCCGAUGGGAUCGGGUGCUUGGCCAUGGCGGCCGCCGAGAAGGGUGAGCCCAACAUGUUGGGCAAUUUUCAGCAGCAAAAUAUGUUGGUAGCUUAUAACAUAGCUAACCGGACCAUUUCCUUUGUGAAUACACAAUGUGAUGACAUGUGA
Messenger RNA from Striga hermonthica, 1269 nucleotides. Lineage: Eukaryota; Viridiplantae; Streptophyta; Magnoliopsida; Lamiales; Orobanchaceae. The record is from the annotation of a GenBank genome assembly.